This is a messenger RNA of Syngnathus typhle (broad-nosed pipefish), 1753 nucleotides long. RefSeq names its product acetylcholine receptor subunit alpha-like. Gene Ontology annotation, biological process: chemical synaptic transmission; regulation of membrane potential; nervous system process. Gene Ontology annotation, cellular component: postsynaptic membrane; neuron projection; synapse. The transcript is spliced from 10 exons. The record is from RefSeq and is a predicted model, not a curated record. Lineage: Eukaryota; Metazoa; Chordata; Actinopteri; Syngnathiformes; Syngnathidae. Gene Ontology annotation, molecular function: acetylcholine-gated monoatomic cation-selective channel activity; transmembrane signaling receptor activity. Bases 105 to 1484 code for a protein of 459 amino acids.
UUCUCCUGCUGCUGCUGCUGCGGCUUCACUUUAGUCGCCCGGAGGCCGACGGGAGGCGAGCCUUUCACCUCCGCUCUUAUCGAGGUUUUGUGUCUAACUCUGAUAUGAAGCUGUCAAAGUUUGACACGCUGCUGUUCUGGAUGGUCUGCGCAAUGGCUGGUCGGGCGCUGUGCUCGGAGGACGAGACGCGUCUGGUGAAUCAUUUAUUCAACGGCUACAACAAGGUGGUGCGCCCAGUCAACCAUUUUAGCGAAGCGGUGGUGGUCACCGUGGGGCUGCAGCUCAUCCAGCUCAUCGACGUGGAUGAAGUCAACCAGAUUGUGACCAGUAACGUUCGUCUUAAACAACAAUGGACAGACGUGAACUUGAAUUGGAACCCUGACGAUUACGGCGGCAUCAGGAAGAUCCGAAUCCCUUCCUUGGACAUUUGGAAGCCCGACUUGGUGCUUUACAAUAACGCCGACGGCGAUUUUGCCAUCAUUCACGAGACGAAAGUUUUGCUGGAGCACACUGGCAAGAUCACGUGGAACCCGCCCGCCAUAUUCAAGAGCUACUGCGAGAUCAUCGUCCUUCAUUUCCCCUUUGACCUGCAGAACUGCAGCAUGAAGCUGGGCACGUGGACGUACGACGGCUUGCUAGUCGUCAUCAACCCGGACAGCGAUCGUCCUGACCUGAGCAACUUCAUGGAGUCUGGAGAGUGGGUUCUAAAGGACUACCGAAGCUGGAAGCACUGGGUCUCCUACACGUGCUGUCCUGACACGCCCUACCUGGACAUCACCUACCACUUCUUGAUGCUGCGCCUGCCGCUCUACUACAUCGUCAACGUCAUCAUCCCCUGCAUGCUCUUCUCGUUCCUCACCGGCCUUGUCUUUUAUCUGCCCACUGACUCUGGGGAGAAGAUGACGCUGUCCAUCUCCGUCCUGCUGUCCCUCACUGUGUUCCUGUUGGUCAUCGUGGAGCUCAUCCCGUCUACGUCCAGCGCGGUGCCUCUCAUCGGGAAGUACAUGCUGUUCACCAUGGUCUUCGUCAUCGCCUCCAUCAUCAUCACCGUCAUUGUCAUCAACACGCACCACCGCUCGCCCAGCACGCACACCAUGCCCGCUUGGAUUCGGAAGGUUUUCAUCGAAACAAUCCCCAACAUGAUGUUCUUCUCCACUAUGAAGCGUCCCAGCCAGGAGAUUCGGCAGAAGCGAUUGUUUCCCACUGACAUGGACAUCUCCGACAUCUCAGGUAACCCCGCGCCUACCAACGUCCCCUACCAGUCGCCCAUCAUCAAGAACCCCGAUGUCCGCAGCGCCAUCGAAGGCGUCAAAUACAUCGCAGAGACCAUGAAGUCGGACGAGGAGUCCAACAAUGCGUCCGAGGAGUGGAAGUUUGUGGCCAUGGUUCUGGAUCACAUCCUGCUGUGCGUCUUCAUGGCCGUAUGCAUCAUCGGCACGCUUGCCGUAUUUGCCGGUCGACUAAUCGAGCUCAACACGCUGUGAACAUCUUCCUCCAUGUCUCAUGUCAGAGUGGACAUUUUGGAUUGAUUUGGGCUUUGUGAGAUGGAGGUGUCAACGAGGAAGUGUUUUUUUUUUUUUAAUACGUUAUUUUUCAUGUUUUUUAUCAAUCAUGGUAAAGUCAUUGCUGUGUGGGCCAACAAAAAAACAAAUCACGGUCCACGAAAUGGAGUUUGCACACCCCAGCGCUAACGGCUAACGUCGCGUCUCGCGAUCUACGCUGGUCAUACUUGAAAUAAAUUUUGUUGCUUUUG